AUGGACAUCACCCGGGCGCUGUGCCUGACGCCGGCAUGUCUUCGCCUCGCGUCUGACUUUGCGAGCAACCUCUCGCCGAACCACGCGCAGCUCGACGCUUGCACCGACUUCGAAGAGAUUGUCUGCGGUGGGUGGAAACAGAGCCAUGACCUUCGGCCAGACCAGGGCCAAGUAAGUAGGUUCUCCGUCGUGAGCGACGCUGGAGACGACACGCUUCGAGCUAUCCUCGAAGGCCCUUAUCCCGGCGAGUCAAGCCACUCGCACUUCUUGCCCCGGAGCCUUGAUGCCACGGCUGUCUCCAUCGACCAGGCCAACUUUGAGGACAUGCAGCGUGCCUACAAUGCCUGCAUGGACGUGACAGCCAUCUCCAAUCUCGGUGCCAAGCCCAUAGUCGAUCUGCUGGACCAUCUCUCCGAAACCUUCGCCUCACACAACCUGUCCGACUCGUUCGCCUAUCUGGGGCAACUAGGAAUCUCGCCCAUAGUUAUCGUCCACGUUGACAGCGAUCCGAAAGACCCCGACGUCCAAAUUGUUCACAUAAGCCCCAGCACAGGCAUCGGGCUGGGCUCCAAGGAUUACUACAAAAAAGCAAGCCUCUUGGCCGAGUAUCAGCAUACGAUGGCACAUGUUCUCAAGACGAUACAUCCCAUGAAUAUGAGCUCGGGCGACUGGGCCGAAGAGGCAGUAACCGUCGUCCAACUCGAGACUCGCAUUGCAAACGUCACUCCCGACCUUGUUGACCUCAGGGAUGUUGAGCACUCAAUCGACCGUAUGACAGUCCAGGAAGCCUCCCGAAUGAUCCCACAGCUCAGCGUGGACCGAACGAUCUCAUCACUGGCCCCUGCCAAUCACGCUACUGCUGACGUUAUUGUCCAAUUUCCCACUUUCUUGCGAGAUGUCUCGGCGAUCCUCUCCGAGACACCGCUCGAGACUUUACAGGUAUACCUUCUGUGGAAGGUUAUCCAAGCCUUCGAAAAUUACAUCAUAGCCCCCGAGGCUCUAAAGCCGUAUCAGCGGUUAAAAAACAAACUGCGAGGACGAGAGCCGGAUUCCGCGGCCGAACGGUGGCGUCGGUGUCUAUCGCAAGUGGAUGGUGACCUCGGCUGGAUCUUGAGCCGUUUCUUCAUCGACAACACGUUCUCGGCUAGAGACCGCAACCUGGGAAACCAGAUCAUUGCCAAUAUUAGGAAUGUCUACUUUGACAAGUUUUCAGCAGUGGCUUGGAUGGAAAAGGUCGUAAAAAAGGCGGCAGCGGAAAAGGUCCGAGAAAUGGAACAAAAGAUUGGAUACCCAUCCGAAGCUCCCAAUAUCACAGACCCUGUCUCUUUGCGUGACUACUACGCCGACAUAACCAUCUCGGAUUCUUAUUUCGUCAACAUGAUUGCCGUGGUGAAAUGGGGUGUAAAACAGCGCUGGCUACAGCUCAGCAAGCCGACGGAUCGCAAAAGAUGGGCCAUGACAGCUUCAACCGUGAACGCCUACUACGACCUAGGCCUCAACGAGAUCGUGUUCCCGGCGGGCAUUAUGCAGCCGCCUAUCUUUCACGGCGACCUGCCGAGCUACGUGAACUACGGAGGCUUUGGCGCCAUCGCCGGGCACGAGAUAUCUCACGGAUUUGACGUGCACGGCCGAAUGUUCGACUCGCGGGGCCGCAACUUGGACUGGUGGACAAAUGCUACCUCAGAAGAGUACAACCGACGCGCCGGCUGCUUUGUGGACCAGUAUAGCAACUUCACCGUCCCGGUAGGGAAGAACAAGACAGCGCACAUUAACGGCAAGCAGACACAGGGGGAGAACAUAGCCGACGCGGCUGGCCUUGACGCAGCCUUCGCCGCAUGGCAGCGGGUCCGCAACGGCCAGCAAGACUUGGAUCUGCCUGGGUUGAAUAACUUCUCGCACGAGCAGCUUUUCUUCGUCGCUUUUGGGAAUCUGUGGUGCAUGAAAGCAACACCUGGUUCUCUGCAAAACCAGGUGUUGACUGGUGUGCACUCGCCCGGGUCAGUGCGGAUCAAGGGCACCUUGAUGAACUCGCGACAGUUCCGAGAUGCUUUCAGCUGCCCGACCAGGGACCCCACUUGCGAGCUGUGGUAG
Messenger RNA from Lasiosphaeria miniovina, 2091 nucleotides. RefSeq lists its product as uncharacterized. The coding region runs from base 1 to 2091 and encodes 696 amino acids. Gene Ontology annotation, biological process: protein processing. Gene Ontology annotation, cellular component: plasma membrane. Gene Ontology annotation, molecular function: metalloendopeptidase activity. Lineage: Eukaryota; Fungi; Ascomycota; Sordariomycetes; Sordariales; Lasiosphaeriaceae. The record is from RefSeq and is a predicted model, not a curated record. The transcript has 3 exons.